Lodderomyces margitis is the source of this 681-nucleotide messenger RNA. Its product is annotated as CFEM domain-containing protein. Lineage: Eukaryota; Fungi; Ascomycota; Pichiomycetes; Serinales; Debaryomycetaceae. The transcript has a single exon. The record is from RefSeq and is a predicted model, not a curated record. The coding region runs from base 1 to 681 and encodes 226 amino acids.
AUGCUAUUCAUAUUAACUAUUCUUGUUGUCGCCUUGGUAUCCAUAGUACAAGGUGCCGAUAAUUACGCUACUUACCCAAAGGUUCCCAAAACUGCAUCAAUAAACGGGUUUGCUGAUCCAAUCAUAGAUUUGUUACCGGACUGUGCCAAAGAAUGUGUCAAAUACAGUACCAGCAAUACUCCAUGCCCAUAUUGGGACACUGGAUGUUUCUGUGUCAUGCCCCAAUGGUCAGGUUUAGUUGGUCAAUGUAUUGCUCAAAAUUGUAAAGGUUCAGAUGUUCAAAGUGCUAGGUAUUUGGCCACUUCAUUAUGUUCAACUGUUGGUGCUAAUACUUGGAUGAUGCCAGCAUCUAUCUCAAGCAUGAUGGCAUCAGCUGCCGAUGGUGCCAAGGAUGUCACUACCAUUUCCGGAAAGACAGCAAUGUCAUGGGUCACAGCUCCAGGAAGCUCAGACACCAAUGUCAUUUCAGAGACUGGAUCCAGCAGCAGUGCUUCUGAAACUGACUCUAAUGACGUUUCUAAUUCCGAAUCCUCAAGCAACAGUGGAUCAGCCAGUUCAGAAGAGAGCUCAACUAUAAGUGAAGGCAGCUCUACAUCAACAGGCUCGUCAUCCAACAUGGGUGUUUUACAAGCCGGUAGUUUGGGAAGUGUCGUUUUAGUUUUGAUCAGUUUCCUCAUGUAA